Lachancea thermotolerans CBS 6340 is the source of this 489-nucleotide messenger RNA. RefSeq names its product ribosome biosynthesis protein LTO1 (gene LTO1). The transcript has a single exon. The record is from RefSeq and is a predicted model, not a curated record. Lineage: Eukaryota; Fungi; Ascomycota; Saccharomycetes; Saccharomycetales; Saccharomycetaceae. The coding region runs from base 1 to 489 and encodes 162 amino acids.
AUGGAUUUUGACGAGACACUAGAUCUCGAAGAGCAGUUCUAUCGCGACGGCUUCGAAGAAGGAAGACAUGAGAACCUUACGCACAACUAUCUGGAAGGAAAGCAGUACGGGCUGCAGGUGGGAUUUCAGCGGUACAUCUUAAUCGGACUGAUAGAGGGAGUUUGCAAUGCUGUAAAGUCUCAAAAUGUAAGUUCGGCCGCGCAAAAAAAUGCAUGCUUGAUACUUGACAUGGUCAACAAAAUUUCCAUGGGAAACGAUGAGGUCAGCGUGCAAACUUAUGAGACCAAUAUAGUUAAAAUCAGGAACAAGUUUAGGCUAUUGCUGCUCGCGCUGAGCCGCUACGUGAAGGAGCAAGACUCACUGCCCUCUCUUGGUUUGUCUUUUCAAUCAGUUGAAAAGAUAUCCAAAAUUGUGGCAGGUGAGCUCAGCAGUUACGUUGAAUCCGAUGCCGCAGAGGUUUCAUCUCAGCCCCAGAAUGAAAUGUGGUAG